AUGUCCUAUGACCGCUACAUGGCUGUUUGCCAUCCACUGAGAUAUCCUGUCCUCAUGAGCCAGCAAUUAUGCCUGAGAAUGACUUUGGGGUCUUGGUUCCUGGGGGCAGCUGAUGGGCUCAUGCAGGCUGCUGCUACCCUGAGCUUCCCAUUUUGUGGCUUAUGUGAGAUCAAUCAUUUCUUCUGUGAGGCCCCCAUGCUGCUGCGCUUGGCUCGUGCUGACAUAUCAGUCUUCGAAAAUGUAAUGUACAUCUGCUGUGUGUUAAUGCUUCUGGUCCCCUUUUCCCUCAUCCUGACCUCCUACAGUUUUAUCAUCGCAGCUGUUCUCCAGAUGCGUUCUAGAGAAGCCUGCAAGAAUGCUUUUGUCACCUGCUCCUCACAUUUGGCUGUGGUGGGACUCUUUAAUGGAGCUGCCAUUUUCACCUACAUGAGACCCAAAUCCUACAGGUCAGCUGACCUUGAUAAGGUCGUGUCAGCAUUCUACACUAUCUUCACCCCUGUGCUGAACCCCCUCAUCUACAAUCUGAGGAACAGCGAGGUCAAGGGGGCCCUGAGAAAGGUGGCUGGGGAAAUGUGUAAAUUUAAAAUGACAGCAAACUUAGUCUCAUUCUUCAAAUUAUUCAAAGAGUCUAAUUUCCUGAAGUUGUUAACAUUUAAACAUAUGGCAAUUCUCUCUCCUUUAAUAAUGCUUGAAGAGAAAGUUAAAUUCUUUGAUCAGUAUAAUAGGAAGUAG
Messenger RNA from Equus caballus (horse), 732 nucleotides. NCBI's taxonomy places the organism in Eukaryota, Metazoa, Chordata, Mammalia, Perissodactyla, Equidae. The record is from RefSeq and is a predicted model, not a curated record.